AAGGAGUGCCACAAUAGACACGACAAAACUAGAGCAGAGGACUUCGCUGACGUGCAGGGAUACAGGAUUGCCGCAACGUGCAGGGAUAAGACAUCCAUCCACCCAGUCCCGUUUUCUUGCAUCAAUUUACAAAAUGGCUACAGAGGACGCGUUCAAAGACGAGGAGGAAUAUUCAAAAAUAUUCGAAGUGUUUUCACGUGGACGCCUUGAACAUGAACGAAUUUGGGUUGCUAACAAACUGGUGCCUAAACUUGUGCAGAAAUUAAGCCUGAAGUCGAACAGCUCUGACUUCUCUGUCCUGGCUGUUGGUUCAGGCAUCGGCGCUUUUGAUAUUAUGCUUCUGGAAGAACUAAUGCAAGGAGCUAAAGAUUUUUUGGGUCAAAGGAAAAUCAGAUGGGUUGUGGUUGACCCUAAUGUUUCUUCAGUGAAGAGAUUCAAAGACGAUAUCGAAAACAGGACGGAAAAAUUCGAUAAAGUAGAAUUUGAGUGGAUUGAUAAAAGCUUUGAAGAGUAUUCCAGCGAGAACCUGGCAAGCGACGUAAAGUUUGACUUUAUUCACUUUGUUCAUAUCUUGUAUUAUGUGGACGAAGACAAAGUACUACAAAGUGCCUAUGAGCAGUUUUUGAAUAAACCAGGGUUGAUGCUUUGUGUUGUCGGAAGCAAAGGCGACAUAUGGGUGAAUCUAAUUGAUUCAUUUAGCGCCAAAAUUGAAUCAUUGGGGAAAGAGCUGCACUAUCCAACAAACGUUGAAUUGUGUCAAAUAGCCAAAGGUCAUACAUGGGACUGUGAUGUAUUUGACGGGAAGCUAGAUUUGGAGGUGUCCCAAAUAUUUAUCCCAGGCCACCCGGGAGGAAAGGCCCUGCUGCAGUUUUUCUUGCAUACCAGGAAUGACCCAAAAGAAAUGGUCGGCGAAAAACUGUACGCUGAAUUGACGGAAUUUUUCAAAUCUCAGAGCUGGGAAGUAGUUUCCGAUGGAUCAAGAAAGUUUUUCGUAAAUGAUAACGAAGGGAUCUUACUAAUUUACAAGUAAUCAGAUUUUUGAAUGAAAUUCAGUAAAGCAUAUUGUU
This is a messenger RNA of Rhopilema esculentum, 1067 nucleotides long. RefSeq names its product histamine N-methyltransferase. The record is from RefSeq and is a predicted model, not a curated record. Lineage: Eukaryota; Metazoa; Cnidaria; Scyphozoa; Rhizostomeae; Rhizostomatidae.